AUGGCAGCAGCCGCCUCAUCAACGAACUAUCCGACCUACGUUGCCCAGGAGCGCGUUUUGUGCUUCCACGGACCGCUCAUCUACGAGGCGAAGGUGAUGAAGACGAAGAUAUUCGAAGACCCGCACCCGAUUACGGGCUACACUGGUCCACACUACUUGGUUCAUUACAAGGGGUGGAAGCAGACAUGGGACGAAUGGGUGCCCCCGGCGCGCCUCUUGAAGAUGACGGAGCAGAACCUGGGCUUGCAGAAGCAGCUUGCGCUGACGAACGCCCCUGCGUCGCAUACCGGUGGGGCUGCAUCAAAGGCGACGAACAAGAGCACGGCUGGGGUGAAGGAUAGCGUCAGCACGAGAGCGGGGGCAAGGAAAGAUGGGACGAGGGGCACGAAGCGGGCGAGAGAGGAGGAUGAAAGCAGCAAAAAGCCGGAGAUGAAACUGAACAUUCCUGAGAUCCUGAAAGUCAAGCUGGUGGAUGAUUGGGAGGCUGUGACGAAAAACAACCAGCUUCUGAUUCUGCCACGUACACCUAAUGUCGCCGAAGUCCUUCAACAAUUCGCCGACCACGUCAGGAGGACCAAACCAGCCCACCUGAAAGAGCCCGACCACGUCAUCCAAACAUACGUCGAUGGCGUACAAGCGUACUUCGAUCGUGCGCUGGGUAGCAACCUUCUCUACCGUUUUGAGCGGGUACAAUAUGCUGGCAUCAGAAGGCAGUACUGGACAGGCCCCAAGGUAAUUGUUGGGCAGGAGAAGGAGAUGAGUUUGAUUUAUGGCGCGGAGCACUUGCUACGGAUGCUGGUGAGCCUCCCACAAAUGAUUGCGAGCACCUCGCUGGACCCAGAUUCGAUUAACCUCAUUCGCGACUAUUCAAACGAGCUCAUGGCGUACAUGGUGGAAGAGAAAGACCGGAUAUUCCAGGUCACCUACGAAGACCAACCGGCGCAAUACCAGAAUGUCUCGAGAUCUUGA
Molecule: messenger RNA, 969 nt
Organism: Cyclocybe aegerita
Lineage: Eukaryota; Fungi; Basidiomycota; Agaricomycetes; Agaricales; Hemipholiotaceae
Source: the annotation of a GenBank genome assembly